Messenger RNA from Prorocentrum cordatum, 439 nucleotides. The record is from the annotation of a GenBank genome assembly. Lineage: Eukaryota; Dinophyceae; Prorocentrales; Prorocentraceae.
AAACUCGGAGUCGCGUCCUGCCGCUGGGCACGAUCUUGGAGACGACGGUCAAGCAAGCUCAGUGACGACGACGCCGCCCACGAGCAGGCCUGGAGCCCAACUCUUUUUCCGUGAUCAUCGCCCGGGGCACCGGUGCGCCUUGGCGGGCCUCCUGGGCGCGGUGCACGGUGCGUCCGAGCGACCGCGGCGGAAGUACCACUUCUGCCUCUCGUCGUGCGCCACACCAGCAUCUUCACGUAGCCCAGCUCGUCCCACCGGACAUGUUGACGCCGAGCGCGUCCUCCAGGUCCACGCUCCCGGGGUCACAGACACCAGCGGCGUCUUGAGCACCGGCCCACGCAUGGGCAGGACGGGCCGCCAGAAGUUCAGCACCAUCAUGCCGCGCACGUCGGGGCUCUCGAACCGCCUGCGGGGACAACUUGCCCAUCACAUGGGGUAG